ACUAAGCUAGAAAAAAUAAAUAUGAAGGUGAACUAAAUGAUAAAACAUGAGAUAAAUUGAUCUGAAACACACCUCCUUCACGAGGAACACAAUAAAUGAUGACCUCUGUUGUCAUGGCAACACUGACUCCUCCUCCAUCACCACUGUGCCUUUUACAGGCCUGAGCUGGACUCAAACCAGAUCAGGUCUGAGCUGGACCAUGUGGACUGGAGGACUGGAUCAGCUGAUUGGCUGUUAAAAUCUAACAAUACAAUAUUUUAUUUUGAAAGGACAGGCCAGUAAAAGAAAUGUUAUUUCUUGGUGACGUCACUCUGUUGGGUGUGUCCUGGUGWGAGGGGGCGGGGUUUAGCGGUUUCAGUCGGAGGGUGGGUCAGUGGGUCCAGAGGAUUUGGGUUGAGCUGAUGGUGGGUCAGGAUCUGGUCUAGUUUCUCACCGGUGGUUCUGGUCCGGGUUGGGUCCAACCCGAACAAAGACCUGAAGGACUUGGAUUCAUCUGGACCCGGACUGAGCUGCAGAACCGUUACCAGCAGGCUGGGAGUGGGUUUUGGAUCGGAACMGGAUUUGUGUUCAGGUGAGGGUCUGCAAGAGUUCUGGUCUCACCACGAUGCUCCAGAACUCCACCGAGUCCGGAUCUAGGUAACCCUGCAGAGAGACACAUGCAGCAGUCCGAACCCUCCAGGCGGGACCGAGCUCCGGACCGGCAGGAUCCAGAGCGACAGGGCUCGGUUCGGGACCGGCUGGAUCUGAUCGGCUUGGUGCUGAGAGAACUGGACUUCCUCCGGCAGAGACAGGAGCUGCUGGUCCGGACCGCCCUGCAGGAGGAGGAGGUCCAGGAGGCUCAGCUGGACUCUGAGGAGAACAUCCUGGUUCUGAACCGUGUGAGGAGAAGAGAUGCUGCUCUGAUCACUCAGCUCCACCAGCUGGACCAACAGAUCCAGGAUCUUCGACUGGACCCGGACCCGUCACAGGACCAGCUGGAUCCUGACAGCAGACCGAGCUCAGAGAAACCCGACGGGUCUUUGGACCGGGACGUUCUGGUUGGAGGACUCGGCAGAGACACGUCUUCUUCGCCUCGCCUGGACCCCACGUCCCUUCUGGUCCCCAAAGAGUUCCAGUCCGAACCGCUGUCUGGACWGUUGGUCCAAAGCGUUGGUGAGACGUGUCGUCACCCUGUCCCSCCACAGUCUGCGGCUGUCCAGGACCAGGACUCUCCACAGACCAGAGACAGAGCCGGUACUGAACCAGAACUGGCACCUCAGAGCUCCAGUAAGCACCUGGACCGGUACAUCUACAGUCUGCUGCAGAGACGGGCCCAACCCAUCAGGACUGGCAGACCCAGGACCAGUUUUUGCACAGACCUGUCAAAACCCGUCCUGAGACAGGCCAGUCUGUACGGAAGGCAAGGAUCUGGUCCUGAUUCUGGUUCAGGAAGUCCAAAGUCUUCCUUUCAUCCUGGAGGGACCUCAGCAGGUGGUCCAGUCUGGUCCUGUCAAAGACAAAGUGAGGAGCAGAAUGUUAGUCCUGGUCUCAGGGUCCACAGUGAGUCCAGCCCUGCUGGUGGUCCUGUCUCCAUCAGGGACAAUAAGUGGGGCAAAGGUCCRUCCUCCCAGUCGGCUGCAGCUCUUCUCAGACACUUCAGGGACCAGGGAAGUCCUUCGGCUAACUCCGCCCACAAAAACCCACAUCAGCCUCAUUGUCCCACAGACCAGGAUCUGGACCCUAAACCUCUACUGGGGGACGAUUUAGGGUCUAGUUGUGAGAGCCCAGGGAGAACACAGACCAGUUCUUCCAGGAACGUGUCCCAGCUUCUCCACAGUGUCCCAGCAAAGAACCCAGAAAGGCCAGUCCCACAGAUCUCCGGUCUGGGGACAGGUGAUGGACGAGACGGACCUGGGACUCAGGAGGGUCUCACCUGGUACCUCACUGCCAAGCAGCAGAACCUCAAAUACCGCAGAGGGAGCAGCAAGACGUCCAAGACGGUGCUGAGGACUCUGGUGGUCCCUGAAGCCAAUGAGCUGCCUUUAGACAAAGCAGGACAUAAGUCUGUCCACAGGUCCGGCUCCAAGACUGUCCUGGACCAUKGCUCUGCCCACAUGAAGACACCUCACAGAGGUAAAGUCUUAAGAAAGAAGACCGUCUCUGCUUCAUUCUCAGAAAGACGAGUUCUCGACAAACACACCAAGUCCAGCAGUCUUCAGUCCCGUGGGUCCAGACCCCACCGACAUGUCCCCCGUCCCUGCAGCCAUCAUCACCAUGUGUCCAACCGUGAAGACCACCGGCGCUCACACGUCCUCUCAGAGGUCCCAUCAGACAGGGGGACGAAGCGUUUCCCGCAGCGCCAGAGACACCCGCACCCCGCCUCCGGAGGACCCAAGACCCGCCCGUACUCGUGUGGGACAGGAAGUGACUCGGAGUACUCGGCGGAGUGUCCGUCCCUCUUCCACUCCACCAUUGUGGACACCAGUGAGGACGACAGGUCCAACUACACCACCAACCGCUUYGGAGACAGCGAGUCCAGCGAGGAUGAGUCUGUGGAUGAAGACCUGGAGGACACUGUGGGAGGUGGUCCCGUGGUCCAAGGGAAGGGGGCGCGGCCGCCGGGACCGAAGCAGGGUCCGGGUCUAACCAAGACUCUGGUGAAGAUCAAAGCCUCUCACAACCUGAAGAAGAAGAUCCUCAGGUCCAGAUCCAGGUCCCUGAAACUCAUGACCACUGUGUGACCAGAACCAGACCAGAACCAGAACCAGACCUGCUGGCUGCCUUACAUUCACACUUGUGCUGUGCCUGAAACAAACCCAGAGGACCAGAAGAUCAGAAGCAGUACCUGGAACCAGGGGUGGAGCCAGGGGCGGAGCCGUGGUCACCACAGACAAAUCGUUGGCCCCCUGCUGUACACACCUGCCUUCCACAGUGACAUCUUUAGUGGUGUAAUAAUCCUCCUGAACAGUUGGUGGCAGUGUUUAACAGUUUGAAACAUCACUAAGCUCUGUCACUGAAGAAGAAUAAAGACAGGAAGUGAUAUUUUCUUUAUAUACAGAACAUAUUCCUGUAAUCUGAUUUAUGGUGUCAACUUUUGGACUUAU
Austrofundulus limnaeus is the source of this 3083-nucleotide messenger RNA. RefSeq names its product dishevelled-binding antagonist of beta-catenin 1 (gene dact1). Gene Ontology annotation, biological process: negative regulation of canonical Wnt signaling pathway. Gene Ontology annotation, cellular component: cytoplasm. The record is from RefSeq and is a predicted model, not a curated record. Lineage: Eukaryota; Metazoa; Chordata; Actinopteri; Cyprinodontiformes; Rivulidae.